CUCAUUCUGUGAAGUGGCUUUUCUUUCCAGACUGGGAGAGGCAGCCUUGAAAUCCCUCCAUUCCUAGAGAAAACAGGUCGACAGACUGCGGCUUGCUGUUUCUUCUUACCAUUUCCAUCUUCCUGGGGCUGGGCCAGCCCAGGAGCCCCAAAAGCAAGAGGAAGGGGCAAGGGCGGCCUGGGCCCCUGGCCCCUGGCCCUCACCAGGUGCCACUGGACCUGGUAUCACGGAUGAAACCAUAUGCCCGCAUGGAGGAGUAUGAGAGGAACAUCGAGGAGAUGGUGGCCCAGCUGAGGAACAGCUCAGAGCUGGCCCAGAGAAAGUGUGAGGUCAACUUGCAGCUGUGGAUGUCCAACAAGAGGAGCCUGUCUCCCUGGGGCUACAGCAUCAAUCAUGACCCCAGCCGUAUCCCCGUGGACCUGCCGGAGGCACGGUGCCUGUGUCUGGGCUGUGUGAACCCCUUCACCAUGCAGGAGGACCGCAGCAUGGUGAGCGUGCCGGUGUUCAGCCAGGUGCCUGUGCGCCGCCGCCUCUGCCCGCCACCGCCCCGCACAGGGCCUUGCCGCCAGCGCGUGGUCAUGGAGACCAUCGCUGUGGGCUGCACCUGCAUCUUCUGAACCACCUGGCCCAGAAGCCAGGCCAGCAGCCCGAGACCAUCUCCCUGCAUCUUUGUGCCAAGAAAAGCCUAUGAAAAGUAAACACCGACUUUUGAAAGCAA
Nomascus leucogenys (northern white-cheeked gibbon) is the source of this 718-nucleotide messenger RNA. RefSeq names its product interleukin 17B (gene IL17B). The transcript is spliced from 3 exons. Gene Ontology annotation, biological process: inflammatory response. The coding region runs from base 231 to 617 and encodes 128 amino acids. Lineage: Eukaryota; Metazoa; Chordata; Mammalia; Primates; Hylobatidae. Gene Ontology annotation, cellular component: extracellular region. Gene Ontology annotation, molecular function: cytokine activity. The record is from RefSeq and is a predicted model, not a curated record.